Molecule: messenger RNA, 876 nt
Organism: Gekko japonicus
Lineage: Eukaryota; Metazoa; Chordata; Lepidosauria; Squamata; Gekkonidae
Product: olfactory receptor 11L1-like
Exons: 2
Coding region: 1-876 (291 amino acids)
Biological process (GO): G protein-coupled receptor signaling pathway
Cellular component (GO): membrane
Molecular function (GO): olfactory receptor activity
Source: RefSeq, a predicted model, not a curated record
AUGGCUGGAAACCUCCUCAUUGUCGUGCUAGUUGUGACUGAUAAACACCUCCACACCCCUAUGUACUUCUUCCUGGGAAAUCUCUCCUUCCUGGAAAUCUGCUGCAGCUCUACCAUUGUGCCUAAGAUCUUGUCAAGCCUCUUGACAGGGGAAAGGAGUAUAUCUGUCAAAGCCUGCCUCAUACAAUUUUUCAUCUAUGCUUGCCUUGGAGGUACUGAAUGCUACCUCCUCUCCAUGAUGUUGUGUGACAGGUAUUUGGCAAUAUGUAAACCACUCCAUUAUGCUACUAUCAUGAAUGCGAGGUUGAGCUUCCAGCUAGCAGUUGUGUCUUGGGUCAGUGGAAUUUUGGUCAGCACAAGCUUGACUUUGAAUAUAUCACAAUUAUCAUUCUGUGGCCCUAAUGAAAUUGAUCACUUUUUUUGUGACGUUGUUCCUGACAUAAGAUAUAUCUCAUGCAGUAGCACAUAUUUAGUUGAACUCUCGUCCUUUGUAUUUGCUUGCAUUUUCACGCUCCCUCCCUUUGUCCUCACCAUAUCAUCUUAUGGUUUCAUUAUACUCGCUAUCCUCAGAAUUCCCUCCACCACUGGGAGGCAAAAGGCCUUCUCCACUUGUUCUUCUCAUCUUUCUGUUGUUGCCUUGUAUUAUGGAACCUUGAUGCUUGUCUAUCUGCUACCAAGGUCCAGAAACCUAAGACAUAUCAAGAAAACCUUUUCUAUUUCCUAUACUAUCCUGACUCCAAUGCUUAACCCCCUCAUAUACAGCCUGAGAAACAAAGAAGUGAAGAUAGCUGUUAACAAAGUUUUCAGGAAAUUACUGUUCUUCAUGAGCAUUCAAAAAGUUGGCUUUUUGAAACUGAAAGAGGGCAAUCCACAUUAA